This is a messenger RNA of Lontra canadensis (Northern American river otter), 2320 nucleotides long. It is a transcript of the gene TYR, whose product is annotated as tyrosinase. Gene Ontology annotation, molecular function: tyrosinase activity. NCBI's taxonomy places the organism in Eukaryota, Metazoa, Chordata, Mammalia, Carnivora, Mustelidae. The record is from RefSeq and is a predicted model, not a curated record. The transcript has 9 exons. Gene Ontology annotation, biological process: pigmentation; melanin biosynthetic process. The coding region runs from base 670 to 2265 and encodes 531 amino acids.
ACAUGUAUGUGUACAGGGAGAAUUCCAUGUGAAUAUGAAGAUGGCUAUCUGCAACGCAAGGAGAGUGGUCUGGAACAAAUCUUCCUCCAUAGCCUUCAGAUGGAACUAAUCCUGACAACAUGCUGAUUUCAGGUGUCCAGCCUCCAAAACUGUACCUCUAUAUUUGGAAUCUUAUUUGGGGCAAUGAACAGGUCACUUCACAGAUGAGAUGGGGAGAUAUGAGAUGGAACAUAGGUCUCUACCAUGUUCCUCUCAUUCCCUGCACAUAAAUCCCAACAGAGAGAGAUCUAGUGAGAACAGAGGUAUUAUAACUGCACUGGUAUGUUCAGACUCCGGAUCCAUCAGUUCUUAGUUGCAUGCCCUUGGAUAUCAGAGUUUAAGAUGAUUAAAAGGAAUGUUUCAAGGCAAAUUAUUCUUGGGGACAGUCGACAGACUAUCAGGGCCUGUCCCACUGGUGGGAUUUGUGCCAACUCUGAAGAAAUGUUAGUCAUGUGGUUUUCAGAAGAUGAAAGCUUAAGAUAAAGCCCAAGAAUGUUUGAUGCUGGAGGUGGGACUCAUAUUAUAUAGGUCUCAGCCAAAACAUGUGAUAGUCACUGUAGGGGUAGCUGGAAAGAGAAGUGCGUGGCUCAAUUAACUGGCUCAAGCCGAUCUGUGAGGUCUAGGGGAAGAAUGCUCCUGGCUGCUUUGUGCUUCCUGCUCUGGAGUUUUCGGACCUCCACCGGCCAUUUCCCUCGAGCCUGUGCCUCCUCCAAGAGCCUGAUGGAGAAGGAAUGCUGCCCACCGUGGAGGGGUGACGGGAGUCCCUGUGGCCAGCUUUCAGGUAGGGGUGCCUGUCAGAAUAUCGUUCUGUCUAAUGCCCCCCGUGGGCCUCAGUUCCCCUUCACAGGGGUGGAUGACCGGGAGUCUUGGCCCUCAGUCUUUUAUAAUAGGACCUGCCACUGCUUUGGCAACUUCAUGGGAUUCAACUGUGGAAAUUGUAAGUUUGGCUUUUGGGGACCAAACUGCACAGAGAAACGACUUUUGGUGAGAAGAAACAUCUUUGAUCUGAGUGUCCAAGAGAAGAACAAAUUUCUUGCCUACCUUACUUUAGCGAAGCAUACCACCAGCCCAGACUAUGUCAUCCCCACAGGCACCUAUGGCCAAAUGAACAAUGGAUCAACCCCCAUGUUUAAUGACAUCAACAUUUAUGACCUCUUUGUCUGGAUGCAUUAUUACGUGUCAAGGGACACACUGCUCGGAGGGUCUCAAGUCUGGAAAGACAUUGAUUUUGCUCAUGAAGCCCCAGGUUUCCUGCCUUGGCACAGACUCUUCUUGUUGCUGUGGGAACAAGAAAUCCAGAAGCUCACUGGGGAUGAGAACUUCACCAUUCCAUAUUGGGAUUGGCGAGAUGCUAAAGGUUGUGACAUUUGCACCAAUGAGUACAUGGGAGGGCACAACCCAGCAAACCCUAACUUACUCAGCCCAGCAUCAUUCUUCUCCUCUUGGCAGAUCAUCUGCACCCGCCUGGAGGAGUACAACAGCCGGCAGGCUUUAUGCGACGGAUCUCCCGAGGGACCACUACUGCGCAAUCCUGGAAACCACGACAAAGCCAGGACCCCAAGGCUCCCCUCCUCUGCUGAUGUGGAAUUCUGCCUAAGUCUGACCCAGUAUGAAUCCGAUUCCAUGGAUAAAGCUGCCAAUUUCAGCUUUAGAAAUACACUGGAAGGAUUUGCUAGUCCACUCACUGGGAUAGCAGAUGCCUCUCAAAGCAGUAUGCACAAUGCCCUGCACAUCUAUAUGAAUGGAACAAUGUCUCAGGUACAGGGAUCUGCCAACGAUCCUAUUUUUCUUCUUCACCAUGCCUUUGUUGACAGUAUUUUUGAACAGUGGCUCCGAAGGCACCAUCCUCUUCAAGAAGUUUAUCCAGAAGCCAAUGCACCCAUUGGACACAACCGGGAAUCCUACAUGGUUCCUUUUAUACCUCUGUAUAGGAAUGGUGAUUUUUUUAUUUCAUCCAGAGAUCUGGGCUAUGAUUAUAGCAACCUACAAGAAUCAGAACGGGACAUUUUUCAGGAUUACAUAAGGCCCUACUUAGAACAAGCAAGUCGAAUCUGGCCAUGGCUCACUGGGGCUGCUGUGGUGGGCUCGGUCCUCACUGUUGUGCUGGGAGGGAUCACUCGUCUAUUGUGUCGUCGUCGCAAGAGAAAGCAGCUCCAUGAAGAAAAGCAGCCACUCCUCAUGGAAAAGGAGGAUUACCACAGUCUGUUGUAUCAGACCCAUUUAUGAAAGGAUUAGGUGAUAAAGUAAGGCCAACAAGGCCCUCACUUUAAAUCAAAUGAUG